This is a messenger RNA of Parnassius apollo (apollo), 435 nucleotides long. The record is from the annotation of a GenBank genome assembly. NCBI's taxonomy places the organism in Eukaryota, Metazoa, Arthropoda, Insecta, Lepidoptera, Papilionidae.
AUGGAGAUAAAUAUUGUUUCCAUUAUUACACUAACAACAGUUUUUAUGUCGAUUUUAAAAGUUAAUAGCCUUGAGUGUUAUGUAUGUGAAAACCAGGAAGAUAAUAAUGAAAAAUGUGUUAAAACUAUCGCAACUUGUGUAUAUGGUCAAGACGUUUGUUUUACUGAAAUUCGAUGGGGUAGUACACCAUAUUGGUCACAAGGUGCUAAAAAACAGUAUUAUGUGUCAAAACGUUGUUCAAAUCGAACAGAAUGCGCAACAACCAGAGAACGUUAUAUGUCUUUAUGUACUCAUAUUUGGUAUCAGGAUUGGGUAUGCUCAGAUUGCUGUCAAGGUGAUCGCUGUAAUUACUAUAUAAUAAGUGGAAUUGGUAACUUAAAACCAAUUCUAGGUUUGCUGUUGGGAGGUUUUAUUCUUCUCAGAUUAAUAGAUUAA